Oreochromis niloticus (Nile tilapia) is the source of this 7989-nucleotide messenger RNA. It is a transcript of the gene galnt2, whose product is annotated as UDP-N-acetyl-alpha-D-galactosamine:polypeptide N-acetylgalactosaminyltransferase 2. Gene Ontology annotation, molecular function: polypeptide N-acetylgalactosaminyltransferase activity. The transcript is spliced from 17 exons. The record is from RefSeq and is a predicted model, not a curated record. Gene Ontology annotation, cellular component: Golgi apparatus. Gene Ontology annotation, biological process: protein O-linked glycosylation. NCBI's taxonomy places the organism in Eukaryota, Metazoa, Chordata, Actinopteri, Cichliformes, Cichlidae. Bases 1605 to 3338 code for a protein of 577 amino acids.
GGGCAACGAAAUGCAGUUUGCAUACCUCCGCUCCUUAAACGAGGAAGAAAAGAAACUAGUCUUUCCUGCUUUUUCGGCCCUUGCAGGGGAAAAAAAAGAAAGAAACUCUGGCUAAUACAGGAGACAAGAUUGAUCAGGUUUUUCAAUGAAACCAGUUAAGCAUGAUUUAUCUUUUGUCACUGAAUGCAUGGAUGAUCUGUUAGUUAGUCACUUUAUGAAUGCAGACAGGCGUCUGAGGUUUCCAUGGACAUGUUUAUAUUUAUAGUACGUGUCCUUUGAGAAGCAGCCAAGCCACUAUGAGCACUGCUUACUGAUUUAAAAGAACCGAUAAGAUGUUUUCAAACACCAGAUUUCAACUUCAACAGCUUAUCCGGGCCAACCAGCUAGAUCCAGACUGGUCUGAGCACAGAGGUAAAAUACAGCUAACAAGCUUAGAAUGACUGUGACUGUCUUUGACGUUCUACUUAAACUGAUUAAUCUCGUUAUUGAUUAAUCAGUGGAUUAAUUGAUUGUUUGUCUGCAGUUCAAAAUCAAAAACCUAUUGUUAGACCAAGAGGUGUCAAUUAUGAACUUUAAUGUUCCUGGGAGGAUCAAAGGUAGGAAGAUCUGAACCACUUCAAUAUUGUAAAGUGGCUCCACAUGUUGAGGAACUCAAGAUUUUAGCUUUAUUAGGAUACAAGUGGGAGAAAAGCAGUAAAUAAUCACAGUUUAAGUUUACAAAGGGAAGAAGUCUGGCAUUUUUAAUGGAAAAAAUUAUUAUUAAUAAUUAAUUUUACUGUAAAAUAGCUCAGUAUUGUUAUUUUCUGACCAUUCAUUAGAUUAAAUACGAAUAUGAGUGAGAAAUGACACGAAAGGUUCCACUGUGGGAUUCAUUUUUAUGGAUUUCACACCAAUCUAAAGGAAUGGAUGCAGCUCCCAUUGUUCCUUUGCUGUCCCAGAUCUUUUUACUGAAAUAAACUUCUUCCGAUUUGCAACAUCAUGGGCAGGAAGAAGACAUGGAAAAGAAGUAACUCUUCAAAAAAAACCUCUGGGCUGUUUAAUCCGUCUCUACCUUUAAUGGGUCGGUUCAUGUCAGGGCAAUGAAAGAUUUAAACGGGAAGCUUUCGUUUUCAGUUUUUAUACCCGGUUUGCAGCAGGGAGGAUAUCUCUGGCGCCCCUACCGUCUCCUUAGAGCGCAUGCGGCUCCACACAGAGUGAAAUCACGAUGAUCACACGUCCUCUCGCACAGCUCCCACAGACACAUAACUGAACGUUUACAAGUCAUUUCCUACGGGGACUGUCCAGCCCCUGUUUCUCGGUUUCAGUAAGGAACCGGUCGGUACAGCUUGACUCGCUGACGGCUCCGGCCCUCUUCCAGGCCGGUGUUUUGAUUGGAUUAGAGUCGGUUAGCCUUUGCCCUCUAACCUCGCUGAUGUUGGCUUGCUGCUUCCUGCUCACUCCGCUCCGCCUGAUCGACUGACGAAGCCUGCCGAAGCCGCUCGGCGAAGCGCCCUGCACGGACACAGCAGACCGGGACAAGCCGCCGCUCACAGCCGAGAGGAGAGCCGAGCAGGGGGACCCGCGAAGCGCACACACGGGCGGGCGGACGCAAAAACCAGGCAGCCAUGCGGAGGAAAUCAAGGAUAUUGUUGUGCUUUGCCGUGCUGUGGGUGCUGGGCAUAGCCUACUACUUCUACUCGGGGACAGCGUUGGGUGGAAAGGAUGAAUGGAAGUCCAGGGACUUGACCGGUAGGAUCAAAGGUCACAACUCCGACGACAAAGCCCACGGCCCAGAGACACUGCCACCAGACAUGGGAAUGGGGCUUCAGAGCUCUGGUAAGGUGCGCUGGCAGGAUUUUGACCAGGAUUUGUAUGUUGGAGCCACGGUGGUCCGGCCAGGUCAAGACCCCUACGCCAGAAACAAGUUCAACCAGGUGGAAAGCGAUAAACUCCGAAUGGACAGAGCUGUACCCGACACGAGACAUGAUCAUUGCAGACAUAAGCAGUGGAAGUCAGACCUGCCGGCCUCGAGCGUUGUCAUCACCUUCCACAACGAGGCUCGCUCUGCUCUGCUGCGGACUGUGGUCAGUGUCCUGAAGAAAAGUCCACCUCACUUGGUCAAAGAGAUCAUUCUGGUUGAUGACUACAGUGAUAAUCCUGAGGAUGGAGCGCUGCUGGGGAAGAUUGAGAAAGUACGCGUGUUGAGAAAUGACCGCAGAGAAGGCUUGAUGCGAUCAAGAGUUCGUGGUGCAGAUGCUGCCACAGCACCAGUCCUCACCUUCCUGGACUCUCACUGUGAAUGUAAUGACCACUGGCUAGAGCCGCUGCUUGAAAGAGUGGCUGAGGAUAAGACACGAGUAGUUUCUCCCAUCAUUGAUGUCAUCAACAUGGACAACUUUCAAUAUGUCGGCGCCUCUGCCGAUCUGAAAGGAGGCUUUGACUGGAAUUUGGUGUUUAAAUGGGACUACAUGACUCAGGAGCAGAGACGAGCCAGACAAGGCAACCCGAUCGCUCCUAUAAAGACACCAAUGAUAGCAGGUGGCCUGUUUGUCAUGGAUAAAGAGUACUUUGAGCAGCUCGGAAAGUAUGACAUGAUGAUGGAUGUAUGGGGAGGGGAAAAUCUCGAGAUCUCAUUUCGUGUGUGGCAGUGUGGCGGCAGUCUGGAGAUCAUCCCCUGCAGCAGAGUUGGCCACGUCUUCAGAAAGCAGCAUCCUUAUACCUUCCCGGGUGGCAGUGGCACUGUGUUUGCAAGGAACACAAGGAGAGCAGCAGAGGUGUGGAUGGACGAGUAUAAAAACUUCUACUAUGCUGCUGUCCCCUCAGCAAGAAAUGUCCCCUAUGGGAAUAUCCAGAGUCGUUUGGAGAUGAAGAAGAGAUUAAACUGUAAGCCAUUCAAAUGGUACCUGGAGAAUGUCUACCCUGAGCUGAGGGUCCCAGAUCACCAGGACAUUGCUUUCGGAGCCCUGCAGCAGGGAGGAAACUGCCUGGACACCCUGGGUCACUUUGCUGAUGGCGUGGUCGGCGUCUAUGAAUGUCACAAUGCGGGGGGAAACCAGGUAGCGUUACAACGAGGGGACACCCAGGAAUGGGCCCUAACCAAGGAUAAAUCGGUAAAACAUAUGGACCUGUGUCUGACUGUGGUGGACAGAACAGCUGGUUCCCUCAUCAAACUACAAGGCUGUAGAGAGAAUGACAGCAGACAGAAAUGGGAGCAGAUCGAGUCCAACUCGAAGCUUCGUCACGUGGGCAGUAACCUCUGCCUGGACAGCCGCAGCGCCAGGAUGGGCGGACUCACUGUGGAGGUCUGCAGCCCAAGCCUCACUCAGCAGUGGAAGUUCACUCUCAAUUUACAAUCGUAGGGGGCGCUCCACAUCCCCGGAAGACUUGGCAUAGCGAAGAGAAACACCUACAGACUCCUGAGAUGCGGCUAAAAAGAUGAAUAGACUCAAGAAGAAAGACAAACUCUUGCUCCUUCUCCUCCUUCCUCCUCCACAGAGGUACAGCCAGUCACGUGCGCACCCUUCUCUCACCCAUCUCCCUAAACGAUGAGCCACGCGUAUUGAAGGGAGGGGCCGGGAGACCAAAAUGGAGUUAACAGGAACCUGACUGCAUGUGGUGGAUGGAUGGUGGCGAUCACGAGGAUAAAGGAGACGAAGAGGCUUUUGUUUCAAAAAUACAUACCUCAGUGUUUUCUCAUUGAUGGUUCCAGCUGCAAACGGCGAAAUUGUUCUUCUCCUUUCUUUAAUGCUGGUGGAAAGAGAACUUUUCGGUGUACUUAUUUUAUUUUCUUAUUCAUGUUUUUUAUUUCUGGCUGUUAACUGUCCACAGAGACUUGCUUUUUUUUUUUCUUCUUCUUCUUCUUGGAAGCAUCCUGUAAUGGCAGAUGGAGGCUUCAGGUUGUGGUUUCGGGGAGGUGUGGGUUGUUGAGUGAUGUGAAGGGAGGAAAUGGACUCGAGACCUUGAGCUUUUCCUCUCGUUUAUUCUCACUGGUUUACAGAGUCAACCGAGAGAAAAGGGGCAAAGAAUGCAGGUUUUCUACAGACUCUUUCUUGGUGGAGGUGAAGACAAUCUGGGAGGGUUUUUGCUGCUUUGCAUGGGGUUUUUUCCCCCCUCAGAAGUGUUGUGAAGCCCUCCCUGAAGAUUUUACUGUCUUUGGGCUGUAGUACUGGCUGCUGCAGCAUCCAAUACUUCCACACAGAAAAUACCCAGAGAAUAAGUCAUCAGUCUCUCUUUUUUUUUCCUUUUUCUUUUCUUUUGGUUUACUUUCUAAUCAAAAAAUGGAACCAACUUUUAAAAGGAUGUUUUGAGUUUCAGAAAGACCAGUGAAGUGAUUAAAAUGGUUUUCUUUACAUACUCUCGCUGCUCUGUGCCUGCUCCCCGUGGAGCGGCUCAGUUUUAAUCUUUUUUGUUUUGUUUAUUUUUUUCCUGCACAGCUGAUUUCCUUUGCCUGUGUCUAUAUGUUGCCAUUGUGGAACGUUUACUGUCUAACAAUCACAUCUAAACUGGAUUCAUGUUGCAGCUUGUUCUCCAGAGCCAACAGGUGUUGCCUGCUAAUGUGGCAUUUCUAAUAACACCGUAAUGAGAUUACCAGUAAUGUAGAGUUCGCAUAGACGUGACUGAGAUGAUCGCUUCUCCUCUUCCAGCACUUUUACAAAGUUAAAGAAGAAAACUACACUUAGACCUUGUAGGAGGAACAAUGCAACCCUGCAGCAUUUGGGAUUUUUAAAUUCAUCGAGGUGUCAGACGUCCGUCUCUCUAUUGACAACGGCAAACUGUGCUUAUUCCAGCCUGAGAGCAGAUUUCAUGCAAAAAGAAAAGUCUCGACAAGUAGUGAAGCAACUUCUGACUGCAUGUAUCGCCAACAUGUUUCCAGCGUUGCACUGAGUCACAGUGAUUUACAUCAACAUAUUUUUUUUUUCCUCUAACUUUCCUGUUAGAUGAGCCAUCUGUUCUGAAGUUUGGAACUGCAGUAAACAAGGUUUUACUGUUUGUCUUCACUCUGUUUCUGCAAGAGGAGAGCAGAUUUUUCUGAUUGCACAAGCAGGACUGCUCAGCUUUCGCUGAUGCAAAGUAGAAAUAAGAAUACUCUUUCUUUCUUUUUUUUCUGCCACACUACUUUAUGCAGAUCAACAAUAUCUUGGCGUCAUGAAACGGUGCAGUUUUUGUUACCAGGUGGUGUUACUGAUACAAUUUGCAGUACUUUUAUCUGUUUCCGAGUCCAUUAACUCUUGCCUUUUAAAUAGUUUUUGUUAUGUUUUAUUUUUUGUUUCUAGUCUCCUUUAGGCUUUCACAUCACUUCCUCAUCUUCACUGCUAUGAUCUCCUGUGCUGUUAGUCACUGAUGAGUAAUGACAGUGGAGUUUGGGAAAAUUGUGCUUGAUUAAAUUUAGUGUGACUCAUCACUUGGCGACCUCAAGGCAACUACAGGAACACAAAAUAUUUCUGAACAGAUGUACAGUUUGGGUCCAGGAAAGCUGAAAUCUCAAGUCAUCUUUAAAGUCGCGCGCUCUCUGCUUUUCUCAGUCCUUCUCGCUCUCGUGCACACUCGCAUCCGAAACUCCUUUGGUUUUAUUUUAUUGAGCUGCCAACUGACAAAGACAGCUGGUCUCAGUUGCUUUGCUGUCUGAUACUUUUUUUUUUCUGUGUACCUGUUUGCCUUGUCUUAUAUGUUCAUUUAUAAGUGGGGUGAGUGGAGCUGAGAAGGAAGGUCAGCUGAAGCUGCAGCUGGUUUAAAAAGCCUAUCCUGUGACUUGAUAGGUUGCUGCAUUGUGCUGCAGGGAAGGGGACCCACAACAUGGCUCGAGGCCAGAGAGAAACUCGGGCAAGGCCCUGCUUAGAAAAAUUUGGUGUUGCCUCUGAUGCAAAAUCCAAAGGCCCAAAUCUGAUUUCAUGAUGAUGUGUUACUUUAAACAUGGAAACGUCUGCCAUUUGGUUUGGAAAACGCAAAACAAAAUGAAACACUUUCAGUGUCUUAAGUAACCAUGGUUGCGAUACAGGAGAAGCAUUCAGUGAAAUUUAGGUUUGAACAUCAGUUUUUUCCACAGUUUUCCAUUUCAGUGUGUGCUGUGAAAUCAGAAGCUUCAGUGGAGAUUUUAAAGGCAGGUUACAAGAGAAAAAAUCUUAUUAAAAGUAGAAAAAUAUGAAAAUGUUUAAUUUAGAUGUAUUCCUGAAAGGGCACCAUUGAAGUUUUUUUUUUUUUUUCCCCUUUUUAGCUGAUUCUCAAAGGGUGUAAAUGGGAAGAUCUGUCAUACGAUACAUGUGAACUCUGUCUUGGUUUAGAUGUCAUUUUAGUAGUUAAUUCAUUUAGUUUUUCAUUGCCUUAUCGUCUAGAUUAUUGCAUAAAUUGUGCAACCUCUUGAGUAGUGGUGAUAUCUCACUCAGCAUAGAAUAAGUGAGGGUUUCCAACAUGCUGAGGUUUUAUUUAGUGGUUUUUAGCGCCCUCUAUUGCCACACAUGAUCAGCUGCGAAUCAAAAACAGGAGAGGGACUUGAGGUAGUUUCAAUCUUUGCUUUAUAAGAUCUCCAUGUGUGCUUGCUACUCCACAGAAGCCGACUGUGCACACCUGAGUGACCACGUCAGUCCUGUCUGCAACAGUUCCGGUGUUGUCUGAAGCCUUUUCUUUUUAAAGCUAGUCUUAUACUUGUCAUAAGGUUUGCUAUUUUAUUUCUUAAUCUUUUUAUGUUACACACAGAAGAAAUGACUGUAACACUUAAGUCCAGCGCCUCAUUUCGAAUGGAUGGUUAAAUGUUUACAUCUUUUGCACAACGUGCCAAAGUUCUUUCCCGAAUUUUCUGUAUGACGAAGGAUAAGAAGGGGUGAAAGUCUUUGGAAAACCGGAAUGAGUCUCGGAGGACUUGUUCUGUGACAGGUUGCUUGCAGUAUGAUGAGUAUCUUCCCUCCAGUCUCAACUUGUAGAAGCCACUGUGGGCAGGACUGCUGUUAUCUGCUGGUCUUGUGUCAGUUUUAUGAUAGAGAGGGGAUUAAAAAAUUGUAGUUUCCAUGUCUUAAAAACUUUAAAAUAUUCUUUAAAAUAUCCGUUAGAGGAGUAACAACUCUGAAACAGAGCUCAACGAAAGCCACACUCAUCCCCAGUAUCAUAUCAUGGUUCCAUCUUCUCAUAGCACGAUUACCAGUUUGGAGCCAUUUAAUCAAAAGUUAAAGCACGCUAGACUGCAUCACAAUAAUGGAGAGCAUUUUUUUGGGUUGUGAUCCAAUUAUGACCAAGUGAUCUUGUGCGUAGUAAAAAAUAAUUUUAGGUAUUCACCAAAACGAUGACGCACAAACCAAAAAAUGCCUAUUGAGGUAAAUUUACAAUGGAAAACAUCAAGUACGAAGAAUAUUAUUGACAAUCCUGCAGAUGGUCGUCUUCUUAAAAGUCAGCAUGAGUCAGUAAAUAAGAGCAUCCUACCCACUGAGCCACUAGAACAUUAUUUAUUUCACUGUGGAGGGAAACGAGGUUAUUUGCUAGAGUUAAACAAGAAAAGGAGGCUUGAAGCGAAAUCUUUGUGCUCGUUCAGCUUUUCCUUUAAACGGAGAAAAGUUCAGUCACGACUUGUCAAAAACCUGGGACGUUUUCCCCCUAUCGGCCCACCUCAAAUCCCCUCAUAGGAUUAACAGAAGAAGGGCCCUCUCUCUAAUAAGUGAAAAGCCCUGCUGAGACAUCCAGCUCAGGACUGCUUAAGCUUCUCCGUCUUCUGCUACGAGUGGCUGUGCCAAUGUAAAUGAGUCAGGGCACAAGAGGGGCAGAUCAUGCACAGCAGACAAUACACUGUAAAAGUCUCAUCAACUGGUAAUGACAGAUAAUAACAGUAAUCAAUAUGGGUGGGAUAUGGGGUGGGGUGUGAGCUGGUGGGUUAAUGUGUUUCCUGAGAGGCAUGUGGCUCUGUUGAAUGGCUGGUAUUCACAUUACGAGGUGGCUGAUGCAACCCGAGGGUUCACACAUGUAAAAGUGUAUAUUUUUGUAUAUACCUACAUCAGUGUGUGUACAGUAUGUACAUAUAUACACAGUGUA